AUAUACAAAACUGGAGAAAUCUGCAGCUUUAGGUAUUCUAUUUGAAUAAGUAGCAAAGAUUGAUCUAAAUAUAAAAGUUUUAAAUAAGUAUGGAGCCUGCUGAAGAAAAUGAUAUUUUUGAAGAAGAAGGCGUUCAUAUCUCCGAACCAGCCAAAAAAAGUGAUGAAAAUUCACCAGAUGUUGAAUCCAUGCAAGAUACAUUACUCAGUCAGUUUAAAAUCACAGUCAGCGACCCUGAAAAGCGGACAAAACCAAGUGGAAUCAAAAUGCAAGAAACCUUUGUUGUGUAUCUUAUCGAAACUACCCCGAAAAAUGCCGAGUCAUCACUUAUAGAGGAAGUGACAUCACUAUGGCGGCGAUACAGCGAAUUUGAGCUGCUUAGAAAUUAUCUUGUUGUCAUUUACCCUGCUGUUAUUGUGCCACCGUUGCCGGAAAAGCGGGCAAAUUUUAUCUGGAACAAAAUAACAGCUACUGAUACUUUUGACAUCGAUUUUCUGGAGCGUAGAAGAGCAGGCCUGGAGUCUUUCCUUCACCGUAUAGCAGGGCAUAGGAAGUUGGGCAAGGAUAAAAUUGUGAAGCAUUUUAUAACAAAGGAGGAAUCAUGGAGGGAGGAAUUAAUGGCAACUGGGUUCCAAGCCAAAGCUGACUCUUGGCUGAAGAAAGUGAACGCAUCUUUGAGAGUGAGAGAACCAAACUUGAGGUAUGAGCAAUUGAAAUGUUACGCCAACAAUCUCCAAACCAACGCAACAGCGCUUCUAAAAGUUCGUGCAAAGUUAGCAGAGCGAGUGUAUGGGAUUUACAAAAUUCAUUCCAACUACAGCCGUGUUUUUAAAGAAUGGGCUCUGGUUGAAGACUCACCAUUAAAGGAAGCAUUACAGAAGUCCAGCAUUGAUGUUGAUGCUUAUGGAAUAUCUAUUGAUAAUCUUAUAGAUGAAGAAGACCAGAUUGCUGAGCAGUUAAAGGAAUAUCUUUAUUUUGCUGAUUCCCUUAAGACAAUAUGUAAGAAGCACGAAGCCUUGCAGUACGAUGUUGAAUGGUAUGAAAGCUCACUGGCCAACGCUCUAACUGAGAAGAAACAGCUUUUAUCAGGCCCUCCUAAGACCUUCUCAUUCAGCGGGUUAAAAGCAAGGCUGCUUGGUGCAGAUGCUGCUGAUGUUACUGAGACAAGGCUUGAAGUCUUGGAGACGAACAUCACUGAUCUGGAGAAGGAUCUCGAAAAACAUCGCAUGAUCGCGAAAGAGUUUUUGGACGAAGCGGAUGAAGAAGUAGAGUUGUUUAAAACAAGAAAGGUCAUGGACCUUAGGGAGAUCUUUGUCAGUUAUGCAGUUCUUCAGAUUAAAAUGAACAAAGAGGGGGCCGCUUACUGGAAGAAAAUUAAAACGCCGUUCGCAGCGAUUUUGGAGAACCAGGCCUAAUUUGGGAACGCCAAAAGCACAUUGUUUUUUUUAUUAAAUUGCUAGAAAUGGAGUUCUAAUGAAAGAUUCAAACGCCGUUUGCAGCCAUUAUGGGAAACUAGUCUUUCAUUUAAUGAGGUUUCCAUCUUACCCCCCUAACCAUACACCCACUGUGGGGUAAGUACAGCAAUACAAAUGCUGCUGAUUUUGAUCCUACUGUAGUUCAAAUCACUCAAGUGAACAUCUGAUUAUGUGUGCAAUAUUACAUAUGUAUAACAAUCUGUAUUGUAACAUAAUAAUAAAUAUAGUUGUAGUAA
Ciona intestinalis (vase tunicate) is the source of this 1711-nucleotide messenger RNA. Its product is annotated as sorting nexin-4-like. Gene Ontology annotation, biological process: protein transport; positive regulation of autophagosome assembly. The record is from RefSeq and is a predicted model, not a curated record. Gene Ontology annotation, molecular function: phosphatidylinositol-3-phosphate binding. Gene Ontology annotation, cellular component: plasma membrane; SNARE complex; early endosome membrane. NCBI's taxonomy places the organism in Eukaryota, Metazoa, Chordata, Ascidiacea, Phlebobranchia, Cionidae.